AUGUCUAAAGGCCGUGUUUGUCUUGCCUACUCUGGCGGUCUUGAUACCAGCACAAUUCUGAAGUGGCUGAUCAACGAUGGCUACACCGUUGUCUGUAUGCUCGGCAAUGUAGGCCAAAAAGAGGACUGGGAUGCCGUCGAGAAGAAGGCGCUCGCUCUCGGUGCCGAGAAGAUGGUCAUUGUUGACCUCCAAAAGGAAUUCGUCGAGCAGUUGGUCUUCCGUGCCGCCCAAUGCAAUGCCAUCUACGAAGACCGCUACCUGCUAGGCACCUCACUGGCCCGGCCGGUCAUUGCACGCGCUCAAGUCCGCGUCGCCAAAGAGAAUAACUGUGAGAUCCUUUCUCACGGCUGCACAGGAAAGGGCAACGACCAAGUUCGCUUUGAGCUUGCUUGGCACGCUCUUGCGCCAUCCAUGAAGGUCAUUGCCCCCUGGCGAAUUCCUGAAUUCAUCAACAAGUUCCAGGGUCGUAAUGACCUUCUCGCCUAUGCCAAGGAGAACAACAUCCCCGUUUCUUCCACCCCCGCAAAGCCCUUUAGCAUGGAUGAGAACGUUGUUCACUGCUCAUACGAAGCUGGCAUUCUCGAAGAUCCCGACCGAACCCCUCCCAACGAUAUCUGGACCAUGACUGCUGAUCCUCUCGAGGCCCCCAACAAGCCGUACAACUUUACCAUUUUCUUCGAGAAGGGUAUUCCCGUCAAGGUUGCCACCGAGGAUGGCGUUGAAGUAACCGAGUCGGUUGAGGUUUUCAAGCUCCUCAACAAGAUUGGCCACGACCACGGCGUUGGACGAAUUGACAUUGUCGAGAACCGAUUUAUCGGCUUGAAAUCGCGUGGUUGCUAUGACACGCCCGGUCUUACCAUCCUCCGCCUUGCCCAUCUUGAUCUCGAGGGUCUCGUCAUGGACACCAAGGUCCGCGAGCUCCGCGACCAAUUUGUCACCAUCUCCUGGUCCCGCCAACUCUACAACGGCAUGUACUUCUCCCCCGAGCGAGAGUUCGUCGAGAACAGCAUCAUCUACUCCCAGCAAAACGUCAACGGCCAGGUCCGCAUGACCGCCUACAAGGGCAACGCCUACGUCCUCGGCCGAAGCAGCGAGACCAGCAACCUCUACAGCGAGGAGGACGCGUCCAUGGAUUCACUGUCUACGUUCUCUCCCAUGGAUACUUCUGGAUUCAUUGCCAUUAGCGCUAUCCGUCUCAAGAAGUAUGGUGAGGGCAAGAUCGCCGAGGGAAAGAGCUUGCUCGACGCAUAA
Messenger RNA from Pochonia chlamydosporia 170, 1251 nucleotides. RefSeq names its product argininosuccinate synthase. Gene Ontology annotation, biological process: L-arginine biosynthetic process; urea cycle. The record is from RefSeq and is a predicted model, not a curated record. Lineage: Eukaryota; Fungi; Ascomycota; Sordariomycetes; Hypocreales; Clavicipitaceae. The coding region runs from base 1 to 1251 and encodes 416 amino acids. The transcript has 6 exons. Gene Ontology annotation, cellular component: cytoplasm. Gene Ontology annotation, molecular function: argininosuccinate synthase activity; ATP binding.